Protobothrops mucrosquamatus (brown spotted pit viper) is the source of this 840-nucleotide messenger RNA. RefSeq names its product CD59 glycoprotein. Bases 167 to 529 code for a protein of 120 amino acids. The transcript has 4 exons. The record is from RefSeq and is a predicted model, not a curated record. Lineage: Eukaryota; Metazoa; Chordata; Lepidosauria; Squamata; Viperidae.
CUCGCCCGAGUCGGAUACAUUUAACUUUCCCGAAUUGACAGCGCCGGGCGUGGUCUGACAGCGGCGGUGGUCUUAUUUUCCCGUGACGCCCUGGUGAUCCGUCUUCUCGUCUGGGAGUCUGCGUGUCGUUUAAGCGUUCGCUUGUUGAAUAGGAGACACAAAGAAGAUGAAAUCCCUUUUGGUCACUGCUGGCAUUACUGCCUUUGUUCUGGCUUUGUUUCUCCAUUCAGGAAGUGCUUUAGUGUGCUACAAUUGUCCAAUUGCUAACUGUGACAGAAACAUAACUUGCAAAGGUGAACAAGAUACUUGCGUUAUAGUAUAUCAUGGUGUAAAAAAUACAUCUCAGUGCUGGAAGUAUUCUGACUGUAAUGUAGACUUUAUUUCAGAUCAUUUCUCAACAAAAAACUUCAGAUACAGGUGCUGCCAAUGGAAUUUGUGUAACGAUGCUCCAAAUGUAGUAGCUAGCAAGAUAGCCCUCAGUGGGGCUUUCUUGCUGACUGUUGCUCAUAUCUUAAAGUUUUCAGUCUGAAACUGAAAUGGGGCAAUUUUUUCCAGUUUAAAAAGCUAUACGGCACUAAUGUCUUUUGAGAAGUAUUCCUGUGUUGGAGAAGAUUAAAUUAUUAAGAUACAGUAUUAAGUAGAUAAAAUUUGUUCGCUAUAUUGCACUUUUCAUAUUUUUUCUUACUUUACUCAAUUUCUAUUGGAAACUUACAUUCAAUCUGUAAGACAUUCAUAUUAGCCAAAUGUGGACUUGCUUGUGUUGGGAAUAACUUUUGAAUCUCGCAACUACAUUUUAACUUGUAAGCAAUUGUUGCAAUAAAAGUGCUAUUGUAUAUUUAA